GUGUAAAUUCAGUGCGUUUUGAAUAACGCGCGCGAUAAGCACUCAACCGACGCUCUGAUUUUUUGCAUAGACGGGAAAAAAGCCUUGAAAAUAAAUAUAUUUCAAAAUAUUUGUGGAAAAAUUUUAAAAAGUAAAAUUUUGGAAAAUCCGUAGAAAAUGCGGUGUCUUAGUGGUUUACUGAUUUUGUUGUUCCUUGGCGCCUGUGCUGCCUUCGGACAAUAUCACAUGCGACACUACAACAGCCGUCAAGUGGACUCCAGUGAGGAGGAUGACACGAAUACUGUGUUGCGCUCCUAUCGUCGUUGCAUGUGGGAACAAUCGAAAUUUCUACCGCGUCGCCUGGUGUUGCUCAGCUUAUGUGCGAAUUUGUUUUGUGAAAAUAAUCAAAUCGUACCACGUUCCAGGUCUAUUUUUGUAGUGGAAAAGAUGUCUAGACCCAACGACUGCCUGGACAUUUUGCCCGACCAAUGCGAGCAAGGCGACGAGGAGGAACUCAUGUAUAAACCCUUUCCGGAUUGCUGUCCGGUCUAUUGCAAUCUGAAGCGACGCAUGCAACGCUUAAAGACAAUGCAUUAUCGACAUCGUAAGCUCUUGAAUUUGCAACAACAACAAGCGCAAUCGGAUUUAAUACUCGGCAACUAUAAUGUGGAUGAACUGGGCUUCAGAUAAGACCGUUGAUGAAGGAUCAAGGACCACACUUGGUAGCGUGACAAGUGCGUAAAGUGCCAAGUUUCAAUGCGUCAUUAUGAAAAAUAUAUUUGAAUUGUAGAAAAUUCAAUUUAAAAGCAAUAUACACGUAAUCAAAUUCAAA
This is a messenger RNA of Zeugodacus cucurbitae (melon fly), 811 nucleotides long. RefSeq lists its product as uncharacterized. The record is from RefSeq and is a predicted model, not a curated record. The transcript is spliced from 3 exons. The coding region runs from base 157 to 669 and encodes 170 amino acids. Lineage: Eukaryota; Metazoa; Arthropoda; Insecta; Diptera; Tephritidae.